Varroa destructor (honeybee mite) is the source of this 5821-nucleotide messenger RNA. RefSeq lists its product as uncharacterized. The record is from RefSeq and is a predicted model, not a curated record. NCBI's taxonomy places the organism in Eukaryota, Metazoa, Arthropoda, Arachnida, Mesostigmata, Varroidae.
CGAGUAUAAUUUCUUUGCGUAGCAAUAGCAACAUUGGUAGCAGCAAACAGGCUAGAGGCUUUAGAUCUUGAAUGUGGAAGGUAGCACACCGGCGCAACAAUCAGCCUCGAUCGAAGGUGUUUGUCUAGCUCACAGCUUUUAUCCAGCAGAGAAACACCAAUGGUAGUCGUAAUAUUAAGACGAGAGUUAACGGCAAUCUGUGAGCACCAGGCGCCUUUGAGAGCACAGCAAGGCCGACCAACGGGUAUCUGGAGAACAGAAUCGGUUGUCUCGGUGCUGUGGCUCUACGCCGUUCUUUCCGCUGUCCCCCUUAGGCCGCUGCAAUGUUCUUUAGGCCUUGUCACCUAGGUACGCCUAUUUGUUCUAGUUUCGCUACCGCGAACGCAAUCAGCGAUGGUACCACCAUCACCGCAGCAAUAGCUAGUGGAACUGUGGAGUAGUGGAUGCGUGUGGUUUAUGACGACGACAGGAUACCGCAAGACGACAGAAUAAAAUCCAAGGCCAGAAUUUGUUUCUUGCCACCAAGGUUAACUUGCUGUGAACCAGAACAGAGUGAUACGUUCUGUGUGACAGAGAAGCGUUCUUCAUUGUUCUUGAUACUGAGCCUCAUUCCGGUGUAUCUUCCGUUGUCGUUGUGCUACGUACAGUAGCAUUCGGAGUAACAUUCGCGCAAAAUGAGCGCGAAGCAGGCCGCGGCGUGCAGUGGCUUCGUGCCGGGAAUGGUACGGCCAACUCGCUGCAAGAGGUGCUUCGGGGAUGUUGGCGACCAUAAACCCAAGGAGCCAAUUAUUAGGCGCAGAAGUUUAAAGGAAGGUGAAGAAGCUAACGGUAUUGGAAAUGGACCAAAAAGUCGAAGUAAUAGCCUCGUUCAAACGCCUGAAGAGAACAACGUUACAGAGAAUAACUCAGCAGAUGUCGAGUUCAUCCUUAAGGUGAAGGGCGCUAUGGGCUCACGAAGACAAAGUGAUGACGCGCGGUCUGUUUCAACGAUUGACACAAUGUGUACUGCUACCACAGAUACCACUGAUACGACACUGCAGUUCCAGGACAGUUACGAGGACCUCAUGGACAUGGUAAAUGGGUUGCGAAAACAAUUGGAAGCAUCGGAACAGAAAGUCAGCCAACUAGAGAAGGAAAAAGUGGAGCUGAUACAGCGUAAGAGUGCACCUUCCGUCGACGACAAGAAAUCACUAGACAAGGCUGCUUCUGAACUGUUACAGCUUAGGACAAAGCUUCAUAAGGCCGAAGCUAAUACCGAAGAACUAAAGGACGAUAAUAAAGUGCUUGCAUUACAAGUCAAAGAACUGGAAGCUGAGUUAGAUCAGAUAAAAGAAGUCAAAGACUGCUCCAAGGAAGAACUCACACAGCUAAGAAAUAAGCUUUCGCAAGCGGAGGCCCUGUGUGAAGAAAUCAUGGAAGAAAACGAGCAUUUCAAGAAGGAAAAUCGUGAUCUAGAACAGCAGAUCGAAGAAAUGCACGACAACUUCCGAGAGGAUCAUAAUAACGAAUUUCUUGAAGCUAAACGGGAUCUCGAUGCAGCACAAAAGAAUUGCCGUGUACUUCAAUUCAAGAUGCGCAAGGCCGAGAAGCGAGUAGAACAGUUAGAAUUGGAAAAAAGCCAGCUGGACGAAACAAUUAAGGAACUGGAAAAGACUGCCAGAACGCAAGUCGAUAAAACCAAAAUGAGAAACUUGGAAGAGGAAUUAAGGGUUGCCCAGGAACUUAAUAACAGGCUUACUAAGGAGCAAGCAGAGCGACCUAAAAGCGUGGGUGGGGACGAGUACGAAAGGUUGAGUCGCGAUCUCCUCGAUUCAAUGGAACGUGAAGCAGACCUCAAAGAGCAGCUGCGAUAUGCCGAAGAGGAAAGCCAAAGCUCGCGCAAAAAGCUUGCACAGCUAGAACAAGAAAACGAAGUGCUGAUUAUGCAGGUACACAAAAUGACUAAAGGCGGUGCCUCCACUGGAGAUGCAAUAACACCUGAAGAAAUGAAGAUCCAAAUGGAAAUACAGGAAAAAGAGAUACUUGUUUAUAAGAGACGUGCAGAAGACCUUGAUCACAAAAAUGAAGCACUCCAAAAAGAAGUCAGAGCUCUCGAAAUAAAGUUAAUCAACACUUCGACGACGAAGCUCGACCUCUCCAAGCUUCCUCCUGGAUCGGACAAAAGUCCUAUAGGUCAGAAGGUAAAGCUACUGGAGAUGGAAGCCAAAGAACUUCGUGCAAAGGUUAUCGAAAAGGAACGCGAAGUCGAACGACUCAAUGCUGAAUUGCAAGUACAAAAACGAAAAGUGUCGAAACAAUUGAUGGUGCGUAGCCGCUCGCUUGACGGAGACCUUCAGCAGGUCGCUCCACAAGUGGACCUGAAAAGGAAACUCCAGGUUGUGGAAGAGGAGGCUGCUAUACUAAAGCGGAAGAUAUCCGACUUGGAGGAAGAAACUGAACGGCUUAGUGAAGAGAACAAACGUCUUCAUACAAGGGCUUCCCGGAGGCCAACACCCAGUCCCGCUGACCAAUUACUGGCCGAAAACGGAGAUCUCAAAUUGAAAGUAGAAGAGCUAGAAAAGAAAUUAGCCGGGGCCAACAGAACCCUUGACACCGUAAACGCCAGAUCUACAGAGGGAAGGCCGCCGAGCGGCUCAGAUAAGGAAGAGCUUAACGGGUUGCGGAAAACGUUGCGAUCGAAAGACGAGCAGAUAAAAUCGUUGGAGGAAAAGAUUAAACAGCUGAGCAACGAGUUUGCACGAAUCAAUAAGGAAAACAAGAAACUGAUAGAAAAUAUGGGCUAUCAGAGAAGGCCACCGAGGAUUAUUAAAGAUACUGCCACCAUCCGAGAACUCCGUGAAAUCAUAAAGGACCUGGAGGAUGAAAUCGGCGAUCUCCAAAUAAGCCUCAGAAGUACUGAGAUAACGCAAGAUGGAAAAAUAGCAGAUCUUCAAAAAGAACGCAAUCGUCUUCGCGAAGAUCUUUGUACUAUGGAAGCUCGGUUGAAAAAUGGCGGUGGCAGUUCUGGCAGCAGCUCAGCGAAUGACGAAAAGCUACGCGUACUCACACAACAGUUAGAUACAUUGAACCACACUGUUAAACAAGCUCAAGUAAAACUGAAAGAAGCACAAUCUGAGCUUACUUCUAAGACAAAGGCCAUUGAGAGUUCGCAUCUACUUAAUAAAAAGCUCGAUAAAGAAGUUCAACAGCUAAAAGAUGAGCUGGACGUUGCAAGAAGUUCGAGACCGGGCGGCGAUCGCGAUAAAGAGAGGCGAAUUCGUGAGGAGUAUGAGAGAAAAAUAGAACGGGCGGCAGCGGAAGCUAAAAAGGUGCUGUCCGAGGAACUUGAAAAUCUCCGAAAAAAACUGCAGAUGACUCAACAACAAUGUGAUAAACGCGAGGAUGAAGUAAAACGUGAAACUGAAAAGAUUCGAACGAUGAAUCAGCAGUUCCGCAAGGAGAAGGACGACUGGAACACGAAGAUCACCGAUCUUGAAGAGAAACUCAGGUCCGAGUGCCGUCGUCGUGAACGUCUUGAAAGGGACCAUGAAAAUGAGCUUAAAGCAAAGGCUGAAGAGCUCGUAAGCAUUCAGAACAAAAUAUUCUCUAUGGAACGGGACUAUCGCCGCUUACAAGGCCGCUUCGACGAUGAAGAGCAUUUUCACAAUCAACAGCUGAAGCAGCUUGAAAAAGAUUUAUCAAAGAAGCAGCAAGAAUUGGAGGACGCAGUCAAUAAGUAUGAGGUUCUUGAGGAAGAACACAUCAGCGUGCGAAUGAGACUUCAAGAGGACAAGGAUCGUGCUGAAAGUAUUGCCAAACAAAGCCGCCACGAUUACGAGCGCGUCAAUAUGGAGCUGUCGACGUUGCGCGAAAGUAUCCAAAGUCGGCAUGAGGCGUACACCAACGAAAAACUCGAGUUUCAAAACUACAUACAUGAAGUCGAAGGUAAGGUGAAACGACUACAAGAAAGCGAGGUUGAAAAACAGAGGUUGCGGCAAACUUUAAAGGAGUGCGAGGCACAGAUUGAUGACUAUAAACGUAGCGAGCGAGCUCACAAGGAAGAGAAGGAGCGUCUAAAGACACGCAACGAUGAAUUACAGAUGAAAUUGGGAGAGAUGGAACGCACCGAACGAAGUUUACGCACAUUGCAGGCAGGUAACACACAGGAAAGUAGCGAACUUAGGGCCAAAUUGCAGCAUUCAGGACAUGCACACAAGGCCGAAGUGGCAGCGCUUCGCAGCGAGUACGAAGGCAAACUCGACAUUAUCGCAGGCGAACUUGACUCUAUGCAAGGCCAAAUCAUCUCCCUGGCGAAAGAGCGGGAUAACCUAAGAGAACAGCUUGAAGAAGCCAAGAAGGAACUAAAUCGGCUAAAAGGCAACGCUGUGCGCGAUGAACGCAUAAAGAGCCGAGAGGCCGCAGAACAUGCGUUCAAGAAGAUGGAGGAACUUCGUUUUCAAGCUCAGGAAAUCAAAAACCAACUAGAUUAUGCACUUUCAGAGAACAGGAAAAUGAGAAUUCAAAUAGAUGCAGACAAAUCAUCCUUCGAAAUUCAAGUGGCAACUUUAAAGUCUAAACUUAACCAGUAUGAGGAGGCCAAGCUGUUGGAAACAUCUCGCGGCAGUAACAAACUGUAUGCGAAAACACGGCUCGAGUUGGCCUGGGAGAAGGAACGACAAGAUCAGCAAAAGGUCCUUCAUGAUGCCCAGAGGAUCUUGCGCGACCUCAAAGAACGUCUUCUGCGCGCUGAACAUGAGCGUGAGCAGCACCGUGAGCUUCUCAAUAAACAAAUGCAGAAGCAGAUGAGCGAGCUUAGCGAAGACCAGAUUACGAAAGAGCUUCUUGACUUACAAGCUGAAUUGGACGAAGCCAAAGAGAACAUGCGUCGUCUGCGACACCACUAUGAGCGUUCGAGGAAAGAACGCGAGCGGCUCACGAAUGAGCGCGACGAAUAUAGAGCGAAGACCCUAUGCAUGAAUGAGGUACACUCAGAGACAAGUCACAUGGCUCAAGACUUCGCUCGGCUAGUCGAAAUGAUUCAAGCCGACGGGGAUUCAGCGAAAUCGCGGCCAUUGCGACCAAAUAAUCGCGAGCAAAUUCGGGCUGAGCUACAAAAGCUUGUUGGUCGAAUGGAAUCCAUUACGAAACUGACCUCGCCAGCGGCACAGAUUGCUCGGAACCAAUCAUUCAAACGUGCUGUGAGCGCGUCAGACGUCAGUCAGGCAUUACCAUUCAUCAGGGCACCUCCACGCACCAAAUCGAAGAAAGCAAUGUCACUUGGACAGGGCUUUGGUUCUGAUCAGAAGCUUUGGGCGGGUUCGGGCGACAGCCUCGCAUCAGGUAUUUCUCCAGCUGGGUCGCAAACUUCUUUACAGCGACAUGCCACUGGCUACGAUAGCGAUGCCUCUAUUGUGUCAGCACCGGCUCACCAUUAUGGCAAACCUGGGGUGAGCUUUGAUUCAGACAACGAUUUGAAUCAGGUGUCGGAUUCCGAAAGUUUACCUGGCCACAAAAUCGUACGUAAGAAAACUCUCAAAGAGCGUAUUAUGGGAAUGAAGUCGUCGAUGUCAAGGUUGGACGUUACACCUGAUCGAGAAUGUAGAGCCGGCUCGCUGUCUCGCACAUCAUCAAGCGAGGCACCUAAAAGUGUCCUUAAGUACGCUACCCCAAAACGGACCGGUUCAAAUAGCUCCUUUACUGAGACUCAGGUUUAAUUAAAACGAUUGCUAAAAUUAUGGAUUUUGUUUAAAAGCUCUAUCGUUCCAUAAAUGGCUUCUGCAACUGUAUAUAAUUACUACUACUUUAUUGUAAAUAAUCUGUGUAGAAAAUAAACUCUAGUUAA